This is a messenger RNA of Manihot esculenta (cassava), 3354 nucleotides long. RefSeq names its product pentatricopeptide repeat-containing protein At5g39710. Gene Ontology annotation, molecular function: protein binding. Bases 104 to 2374 code for a protein of 756 amino acids. Lineage: Eukaryota; Viridiplantae; Streptophyta; Magnoliopsida; Malpighiales; Euphorbiaceae. The transcript has 2 exons. The record is from RefSeq and is a predicted model, not a curated record.
UUUCAUCCAUAAAUAUUUAGGGCCUUCUCCAUAGUCGUCCUGAUGAUCUCGUCUUCUCUGGUUAUUCUUCUUCCUCUAACCGAAAUUUCAUCAAGUUUCCGAAAUGCCACUUCUGAAACCCCAAAUUCACCAUUCCAUCCCCUUUCUCUCAUCUCCCACAGAUGCCCUUCUAGCAGACAAAGCCCUAACCCUCCUUAAACGCCAUCCUUACCACCUAAAUUCCCUCUCUUCCCAUUUUACACCUGAUGCAGCUUCCUGUUUGCUCCUCAAAUCCCAGCAUGACCAAACCCUCACCUUAAAGUUCAUCAAUUGGGCUCAACCUUACCCUUUUUUCGAUCCUCGCUCCAAGUGUAUUGCCCUUCAUAUUUUAACUAGAUUCAAGCUAUAUAAACCAGCGCAGACCCUAGCCCAGGACUUAGCUAUGAGUACAACGGAUGAUACCGGUAGUUUUGUCUUUCAGUGCCUUAAAGAAACAUACCACUUCUGUAAUUCGAGCUCUGCUGUUUUUGAUUUAGUGGUAAAGUCUUACUCCCAUUUGAAUUUUACUGAUAAAGCUUUAAACAUUGUAAAUUUAGCUAAAUUUAAUGGAUUUAUGCCUGGUGUUUUAUCCUAUAAUGCUAUUAUAGAUUCAGUAAUUAGGUGUCAAAAACCCAUUAGAUUUGCUGAGGAGGUGUAUGGGGAAAUGAUUGCAAGUGGGGUUUCUUUAAAUGUAUAUAGUUAUAAUAUUUUGAUUAGGGGUUUUGUUAGGGCAGGUAAUUUGAAAAUGGGUUUGAGGUUUUUUAAGGAAAUGGAGGGGAAUGGAUGUUUGCCUAACGUGGUUACAUAUAAUACGAUGAUUGAUGCUUAUUGUAAGUUGAACAGGAUUGAUGAAGCAUUUAGUUUGUUGAGAUCAAUGGGUUCGAAAGGGUUGGAGCCAAAUUUAAUUACAUAUAAUAUGGUUAUUAAUGGGCUGUGUAGAGAAGGAAGGAUGAAGGAAACUAGUGAGAUUCUUGCAGAGAUGCGUCAAAAGGGUUAUGUUCCUGAUGAAGUCACUUAUAAUACGCUGGUAAAUGGAUAUUGCAAGGAUGGUAAUUUCCACCAAGCACUUGUUUUGCAUGCAGAGAUGGUGAGAAAUGGAUUAUCACCCAAUGUCGUUACAUAUACUUCAUUAAUUAAUGGUAUGUGCAAGGCUGGAAAUUUGAAUCGAGCUAUGGAGUUUUUUGAUCAGAUGCAUGUUAGAGGACUUCAUCCAAAUGAGAGGACAUACACAACAUUGAUCAAUGGGUUUGCCCAACAGGGGUUCUUGAAUGAGGCUUAUCGGGUUUUGAAUGAAAUGAUCAGGAGUGGAUUCACACCUUCAAUUGUGACUUAUAAUGCCCUUAUUAAGGGACAUUGUGUUUUGGGGAGGACAGAAGAGGCCGUAGGAUUGUUACAAGACAUGGUGGGCAAAGGGCUUUCCCCUGAUGUUGUAAGUUAUAGUACUAUUAUAGCUGGAUUUUCUUGUAAUCAAGAGUUGGAAAGGGCAUUUCAAAUGAAAUUGGAGAUGGUUGAGAAGGGUGUUCUGCCAGAUGCCAUUACCUAUUCAUCGCUCAUUCAAGGUCUCUGUGAACAGAGAAAACUAACUGAAGCUUGUGAUCUGUUCCAAGAGAUGUUGACUAUGAGGUUGCCUCCUGAUGAAUUUACUUAUACGAGUUUGAUCAAUGCUUAUUGUGAAGAAGGAGAUUUGAAGAAGGCUCUUCAUUUGCAUGAUGAAAUGAUACAGAAAGGAUUUCUACCAGACAUUGUCACUUAUAAUGUGCUUAUUAAUGGACUUAAUAAACAAGCUCGGACAAAGGAAGCAAAGAGACUUCUGCUUAAGUUGUUUUAUGAUGAAUCUAUCCCAUCUGAAGUAACGUAUAAUACACUAAUAGAAAAUUGCUGUAAUAUUGAAUUUAAGAGUGUGGUAGCACUUAUGAAGGGAUUCUGCAUGAAAGGUUUGAUGGAUGAAGCAGAUCGAGUUUUUGAAUCAAUGAUUGAGAGAAACCACAAGCCAAAUGAAGCUGUAUAUAAUGUUAUUAUACAUGGCCAUUGUAGAGGUGGAAAUGUUCAGAAGGCAUAUAAACUUUACAGGGAAAUGGUUCAUUUUGGUUUUGUUCCUCAUACUGUGACUAUAAUUGCUCUGGUAAAAUCACUUUUCUCAGAGGGAAUGAAUGAAGAGUUAAAUCAAGUUGUAGAGAACAUAUUAAGAAGCUGCAAACUUACUGACGCCGAGCUUGCUAAAGUCCUUGUUGAAAUCAACCAUAAAGAAGGGAACAUGGAUGUGGUUUUUAAUGUGCUUACUGAAAUGGCCAAGGAUGGGCUUAUUCCAAGUGGUGGUAUUGGAAAUCCUCCUAAUCCUAGGGAAAGGUCUGUUUGAUGGAUAAUUAAUUUUUUUCCAUUUGCCGUCAAUGUUCACAGAGCAUAGUUUGUCCUAGAGAGGGCGUGUGUGCUAAGUGCCGUGGUUUGCCUUUCUGCUAUCUCAAGGGUCAAGUGCUAUGGGGGCCUGCAGAGGCUCCUUAUUGCUUCCCAUAUUUUCCCGUUAUUGAGAUGCCACUGGUUAAAUCGGGUGGCUGAUGUUGAUGAAAUGCUACUCCAAACUUUUGAAGAAUUUAGCUUCUGCGGGAUUCGGCCUUCUUUGAUGAAUUAGAAAUCUUCUGCAUCAUGUAGUCAUAAUUUACUAGUUUAUUUUUGUUCCCUUCUGUUGUCAAGAUUUCAUCAGCUUUUUACAUUCUUCAUUAAUUUGUAAAGGUUCAUCAGCUUUUUACAUUCUUCAUUAAUUUGUAAAGGCCCUCGGUCAAUUGCUUUAACCUUUGAGCUUUUAUGCUAAGGUCAACGUGAAAGAGCUUCUUGAUUACUCUGGAAAGCUCCUAUUGCUUUAGCAAAUAAAUUAAGCUGGGCCCUGUGCCCCGGAAAUUUUCAGUCAUCAAUUAUUCUGGCAUAUUUCAUGGGGUUUUCUCAGAUCAUGAGAUCAGAGACGGUUUUACUAUUUAUCAAAACAACAAGCUGAAUAAAUAGAAGAAGAGAUGGAAGCGGAAGUACCACUUACACCAGGGCUUUUCUAGUAGCUGGAGUUGCUGUCCAUUCAGUUACCAGUGGGGCUGCACAGUAUGGACGGGUUGUGCUUCAAAUUAUAGAUGGGAGUCAAAAUAAUGGUAGGCUACUUUCUUCCCUACUUUCUUCAAAAAUCUGAUGCUGUAUUUGUACUGCUAGCCUUGCCAAUUUUGUUCUGUCUUCAAUGGCAGGGAUGGAAAUCUGUCUUACAGUACAUGAGUCUGUUAAUACUGCAUUUUUGUAAUAGAAUAUACUCAACCAAUCUGCUACAGGGAUAAUAUGACUUAUUGCAUUUCUACCUCCUCA